Armigeres subalbatus is the source of this 3462-nucleotide messenger RNA. RefSeq lists its product as uncharacterized. NCBI's taxonomy places the organism in Eukaryota, Metazoa, Arthropoda, Insecta, Diptera, Culicidae. Bases 1 to 3462 code for a protein of 1153 amino acids. The transcript is spliced from 3 exons. The record is from RefSeq and is a predicted model, not a curated record.
AUGAUAAUCAGUUCUCUGCGGGAGAAAGUUCUCUCCAUGGCACCAGUAAGAGCUGAUUCUAUCGAAAAGCUAGUAGACUAUGCACUGGCGGUGCAGAACUUGUGUUCCGUCAUCGAUGCUUGCGGACGUAAGGAGUAUAUGCGGGACGUAACGCUAAUGCAGGAGCUUGUUUGUAAACUUCCCUCUGCCAUCAAACUUGACUGGGCGAGGCAUAGCAAAAGUCUUGUAAGGGUGACCCUAAUGACAUUUUCCGAUUGGAUCUUCUCUAUCGCGGAAGAUGCAAGCAUCGUAGCAAAUCCACGAAAAUAUUACAAUUUCGACCAAGACCACCGUGGUAAACGCCAAGGGAAGGCGUUCAUAAACACGCAUGCCGCAUCUUCUUCUUCGGAAACUGUUGGCCAACGUUUAACAACUGGAAAUCGAGUGCGAUACUCCGAGAGUGGCAACACAACGAGUGAAUCAUCUGUAUGCCCUACAUGCAAGGGCAACUGCCGCACUGUUGCGAAGUGUAAACGUUUCAUUGAUCUCUCUGCCGAGGAGCCAAUUCCUUGUUCCAGCCAAAGGAAAGCCAACGAAGGGCGGAGCAUCAACACUCAUCAAGUGGAAGCAGGUGUUGAGCUAUUCCGAUAUUUACCCGUGACGUUGUUCGGACCUAACACGAAGGUUGACUGUUUCGCUUUCCUUGAUGAUGGAUCAGAACUGACGUUACUAGACGAGCAGAUUUCCAAAGAACUGGAACUGGUUGGAGACACAACGCCAUUGUGUUUAAGGUGGACAGGAGGAACUCAUCGCUUUGCAGACACGUCAAGGCAAGUAAAUCUUGGAAUUUCCGGUCUGAACGGGCGAAGAUUUGAUUUGAAUGGAGUUCGAACAGUUGCUUCGCGCGAGUUGCCUUUCCAGAGCUUGGAUGUUGAAUUGCUGAAGCGGAAAUAUGCGUAUCUGGAUGGAGUUCCGGUGAAGUCGUACAAUCGUGUACGGCCGAGGAUCUUGAUAGGCGUAAAACAUGCCAAUAUCUCGUUGGUGAGGCGCUGUCGUGAAGGCAAGGAUGGGGAACCAAUCGCCGUCAAGACUCGCCUAGGUUGGACGAUCUUCGGAUGGCGGUCGAAUCCAGAGAAAGUUGACGGGAACUACAGCUAUCACAUCUGCGAGUGUAGUCUACAAAACGAAAGUCAACUGCAUCAGGAAGUCAAGCAGUAUUUCUGCCUAGACAGUUUGGGGAUAAUGAAACCGACAAACACAACUGUUUCUAUAGACGACGAACGAGCAUUAUCGCUUUUAAAUUCGCUCACGCGCACCGUCGAAAACAAAUACGAGACCGGUCUUCUUUGGCGUUUCGAUAGUAUUCGUUUACCCGACAGCCGACCGAUGGCUUUGCAACGACUGAGAUGCCUCCAAAGACGUUUAGCAAAAGACAACGAUUUAAGACUUGCGUACAAUGCAAAACUAGCCGAAUAUGAACAAAAAGGGUAUAUUAAAAAAGUAGUGCCGGAAGAGCUAGCAGCGAGAAAGGGACAGGUAUGGUAUCUACCAACGUUUCCGGUCAUUAAUCCCAAUAAGCCAGGGAAGAUUCGGAUUGUAUGGGACGCUGCUGCAACCGUACGUGGAGUUAGUCUGAACUCGGUGCUGUUAACAGGUCCGGAUUUGCUGAGUUCGUUGGUUGCUGUCUUGCACAAAUUUCGUGAAUAUCGUGUUGGUAUUUGCGGAGACAUUCGCGAGAUGUUUCUCCAGAUAGGUAUACGGCCUGAGGAUCAGUUUUAUCAACUGUUUUUUUGGAACGAAGAUAGCAGCGAACGCGAGCCAAGCACAUUCAUAGUCCCCGUAAUGAUCUUCGGAGCAUGCUCGUCACCGACCACUGCUCAGUUCGUUAAGAACAAAAACGCUCAGAGGUUCCGUGAAGAGUUUCCGUUAGCAGUUGAGGCCGUGGAGAACAAACAUUAUGUCGACGACAUGCUCGCUAGCACGGAGACGGAAGCUGAAGCUAUUGAACUAGCAAAGUCGGUAAAAUACAUCCACGCGCAAGGUGGGUUUGAUAUUAGGAACUGGGUGUCCAAUUCUGCCGAGGUUUUGAAAGCCCUAGGUGAAAAGCCAAUGAAUGAGAUGGCUCUCAAUAUAGUGGCGGAGUACGCUACUGAAAAGGUUUUAGGGAUGUGGUGGAAUACAUCAACCGAUUGCUUCAUUUAUAAGAUCUGCUGGACUCGAUUUGACGCGAAGCUGUUUGAUGGAAGCAGACCUCCAACAAAACGAGAGCUGCUCCGUAUCCUUAUGAGUAUAUUUGACCCGUUAGGACUUAUCUCCCAUUUCCUGAUGGCUCUGAAGGUCACGCUUCAAGAUAUAUGGCGCAUAGGACUGAAGUGGGAUGAUCAGAUAGAGAGCAAGCAGUUAGACAGCUGGAAAACAUGGACAGAACGUUUACCGAAAUUAGAGGAACUGCAAAUUCCCCGAUGUUACCGUCAAAUUACGUCCAUAGGUGAUCGUAAUCGGGUUCAAUUGCACACAUUUGUUGAUGCAGGAGAAAACGGAAUGGCUGCCGUUGUAUAUCUACGUUUCGAGGAGGACGGGCAUAUCGAAUGUGCUUUGGUAGCGGCGAAAACGCGUGUUGCUCCCCUGAAGUAUCUGUCAACACCUCGAUCAGAGAUUCAAGCUGCCGUAAUCGGUGCCAGGCUGGCCGAUAGCAUAAUCAAAUCAUUGUCCAUUCAUGUACUACGACGUUUUUUCUGGUGUGACUCCUGCAAUGUAUUGUGUUGGUUACGUUCCGACCAUCGGCGGUACAGCCAAUACGUGGCUGCAAGAGUGAGCGAAAUCCUGGACAUUACCGAAGUCAACGAUUGCAACUGGAUUAAAUUGGAGCAGAAUGUAGCUGAUGACGGCACUAAAUGGACGAAACAUAUACAGCUGAGAUGUAGCGAUCGCUGGUUCAAAGGGCCUGAAUUCCUAAAGCAGCCGGAGCCAAAAUGGCCCAUCAUUCAUUCUAACCAAGAAACAACAACCGAAGAACUUCGAUCAACCGCACUCGUCAACACCCACAUCAAAGCUGAAGAACCGGUUGUCAUUGCAACUAAAUAUUCAAAUUGGAAACGAUUGCUGAAAGUUACGGCUUAUGUGAAGCGGUUUGUGGACAACAUACGAGCGAAACAACAUCAACAAUCUUCGCAACAUGGACCUUUGGUAUCAGCUGAACUACAGUGGGCUCAGUUGUAUCAUUUUCGCCAAGCCCAACAAAAUGUAUACAACGAGGAGUUGAAGAUACUCGCCGUUGCCAACGGAGAUGGACACCAAAAACGACUAUCAACUAACAGCAGAAUUUAUAAGAUGAGUCCGUUUCUGGGUGCGGAUAACGUAUUGAGGAUGAACAGCAGAGCCGCGAAAUGUACAUUCCUGUAUCCUGAUGAAAAAUAUCCGAUAUCACCACCGAAAUUACGCGACAGUUAUAAACGAGGUUCGCCGACGUUAUUGCAUCCCUAG